This is a messenger RNA of Linderina pennispora, 534 nucleotides long. Its product is annotated as 1,2-dihydroxy-3-keto-5-methylthiopentene dioxygenase. Bases 1 to 534 code for a protein of 177 amino acids. Gene Ontology annotation, molecular function: acireductone dioxygenase [iron(II)-requiring] activity. NCBI's taxonomy places the organism in Eukaryota, Fungi, Kickxellomycota, Kickxellomycetes, Kickxellales, Kickxellaceae. The record is from RefSeq and is a predicted model, not a curated record. The transcript is spliced from 2 exons.
AUGCGCUCUUACUUUUACGACAAUACUGACCUGGACCAGCGCGAGCUGCACGACUCUGGCAUCGAGGUCUCGCUGGAGGACCUGAAACGCAUCGGUGUGCUGUACCGCCGGCUGUCAGGCACUCCUGACGAGAACAUGGAGGCCAUUGAGGCUCUGUGCAAGGAGCGCUCGUACAAGAACCGUGACGAGAUUACUGUUUCGCCUGACCUGCUGCCCGGCUACGAGGAGAAGAUCAAGAUCUUCUUUACCGAGCACAUUCACGAGGAUGAGGAGAUUCGCUAUGUCAAGGAGGGUGCUGGAUUCUUCGAUGUGCGCAACCAGGACGACAAGUGGGUGCGUAUCCUGGUCGAGGCUGGCGACCUGCUGAUUGUGCCAGCGGGAAUCUACCAUCGGUUCACACUGGAUACGACCAACUACAUCAAGGCUAUGCGGCUGUUCAAGGAGGACCCAAAGUGGACGCCGAUCAACCGCCCAGAGGCUGACUCCAACAGCUACCAUGUCGACUACCUGAAGUCAAUUGGUGCCUCUGCUUAA